ACUUUAUAAGCUUUUUUGGGUCUCUUCACGUGUUGCGGACCAUCGGCCGCUUCCCUUGGUGCAGGUCGGGGGAGCACCGAUUUGGCCGUCGUUCGGUGGAGAAGGGAAUAACACAGAGAGACAGAGAGGAGAGGCCCUUCCUCUUAGUCAGUAUCCUGCUCAUCAGAAGUGUGCAAAGAUCGCUGGUGUCGCCACGGCUGCUGCGGUGGCACAACAGCAACCAUAGAGCAUGUCCACCAUCUCAGCUCCGUAGCGACGCUUGCACCAUGGCCACAGUGGGCGGAAGUAGACGGCCGAGAAUCGCAUGCGUGCAGCUUGACAGCAAGCACGCCGAUGUCGAAGCAAAUGCACGCCAAGUCGAGGCCCUGACCAGCCGCUUCGAGCCAGGCGAGCUCGAUAUGGUUGUGUUGCCCGAGAUGGCCCUGACUGGAUACGUCUUCGGUUCGGCCCAAGAGAUCCAACGCCUGAUCGAGAGGCCCUUCGAUUCACCCCCGCAGUCGCCCUCACUGCAGCUGGCCGCCAAGCUCGCGACGAGGCUCCGGUCCUACGUCAUCAUCGGCUUGCCGUUCUAUGGCUCCGAAAUGCGCAGUGGUGCGCUCUCGUCCCCCUUUGAUGCUCGCCCCGCAGAGGCCAAGGCCAAGGAGAGUGUGUCACCGGGUCGAGGCCCUUACAACGGCGCCCUGCUCGUUGAUCCAAAUGGUCAUGUCAUCCACGCCUUUCGAAAGCACUUUCUCUUCGAGACCGAUGAGACCUGGGCUCGCCAAGGACCCGGCUUCGAGCUCAUACACGUACCACGGCUAGGCAAGAUCUGCGUCGCCAUCUGCAUGGACUUGAAUCCCUGGAAUUUUGAGGCGGAGGAAAGCAAGUGCGAACUCGCCACCUUCUGCAAAGAGGCAGACGUCGACGGUCUCAUCGUCACCAUGGCCUGGCUGCGAUCGAGGGCAGCCGCCGCGGACGACGACCACGGACUGUCCGUCAUCAACUACUGGGCCAUGCGUCUUCGGCCUCUCCUCAGCGUUGGCAUACCGAUGCCAGAGUCCGCCGCCCAGUCUGCAUCGCGCCCUCGUUUCUUCAUCGCCGCGAAUCGGAGCGGCACGGAGCAGGGCUUGGCAUUCGCGGGUUCCUCUUGUGCACUUCAGAUUGACUCGGAGCAAAGGCCCAUUCUCAUUGGCCGUCUGCGAGAGACAGAGGGUGUGCUAGUCGCCGAAAUAUGACCGUAAUCGCUGUGA
This is a messenger RNA of Acaromyces ingoldii, 1229 nucleotides long. Its product is annotated as carbon-nitrogen hydrolase. The coding region runs from base 267 to 1214 and encodes 315 amino acids. The transcript is spliced from 5 exons. Lineage: Eukaryota; Fungi; Basidiomycota; Exobasidiomycetes; Exobasidiales; Cryptobasidiaceae. Gene Ontology annotation, biological process: protein catabolic process. Gene Ontology annotation, molecular function: protein-N-terminal asparagine amidohydrolase activity; protein-N-terminal glutamine amidohydrolase activity. The record is from RefSeq and is a predicted model, not a curated record.